Molecule: messenger RNA, 1389 nt
Organism: Pipistrellus nathusii (Nathusius's pipistrelle)
Lineage: Eukaryota; Metazoa; Chordata; Mammalia; Chiroptera; Vespertilionidae
Source: the annotation of a GenBank genome assembly
AUGUCUUGUAGAAGUCCCAAAGAUUUAAUUAAAAGUAAAUGGCGAUCAAAGUCUAGUAACUCCAAAUCAGAAACUACAUUAGAAAAUUUUAGGGGGAAAACCGCACCCUUACAAACAUCAGUGGAUGAAAUCACAAGCGGAAGAGCAAAGCUGACUGAUCAAGAAAGACACAGACUUUUGGAGACAAUUCAAGUUCUUGAAGUUGAGAGGGAGAAGAAUGCUUAUCAUCUCACAGAGAAGGACAAAGAAAUAGAGCGGCUCAGAGACCAGCUGAAAGCCAAAUACAGUACAGCUGCACUGCUUGAGCAGCUAGAAGAGAAAACAAAGGAAGGCGAAAGGAAGGAACAGCUGGUGAAAUCCUUGUCUGAGGAGAUAGAUGUGCUGAAAAAACAGUUGUCUAUUGCACCUGCAGCACUUGCUGAACUUGAAACCAAACCAUGUCAUGUAUCACAGACUGAAACUAAAAUUCACUGUAUUACCUCACCAAUGAAUAAUGUUCAUGAAAUGGAAUUACAGCUGAAAGAUGCUCUAGAGAAAAAUCAGCAAUGGCUUGUGUACGAUCAGCAGCGAGAGGUCUACGUAAAAGGACUUUUAGCAAAGAUCUAUGAAUUGGAACAGAAAUUGGAAACAGCUGCUCAUUCACUCCCACAGCCUACAAAAAAGACUGUAUCAGAAGGUCAUCUUCAAGAAGAAAAGCAAAAACACGAGUACCUUCUCUUGGCAAAAGCAAAAAAAGAUCUUGAGGCUGAACGACAAACCAUAACUCAGUUGAAUUUAGAACUUCAUGAGUUUCAAAGAAAAUAUGAAGAAACCCAAAAAGAAGUCCAUGAUCUAAAUAAACUGUUGUGUUCACAAAGAAAGGCAGAUGCACAACAUCUGGAAGAUGAUAGGCAUAAAACAGAAAAAAUACAAAGGCUCGAGGAAGAGAAUGCUAUUGCGAGGAGAAAAAUUGAAGAAGAGAAGAAGAGAUCUGAAGAGCUCUUAUCUCAGAUCCAGUUUCUUUACACGUCUCUGCUAAAGCACCAAGAGGAACAAACGAGGGUAGCUCUGCUGGAACAACAGAUUCAGGCAUGUACUUUAGAUUUUGAAAAUGAAAAACUUGACCGUCAAAAUGUGCAGCAUCAAUUGCAUGUAAUUCUUAAAGAGCUUCGAAAAGCAAGAAGUCAAAUAAUACAACUGGAAUCCUUGAGGCAGCUUCCUGAAUUUGCCUUCACAGAGCCAUUAGUCACUUUCCAAGGAGAGACUGAAAACAGAGUAAAAGUUGCCUCACCAAAAAGUCCUCCAGCUGCACUGAACGAGAGCCUGGUGGAAUGUCCCAAGUGCAAUAUCCAGUAUCCAGUCACCGAACAUCGAGAUCUACUCGUCCACGUUGAAUACUGUUCACAGUAG